Messenger RNA from Dibothriocephalus latus, 1040 nucleotides. NCBI's taxonomy places the organism in Eukaryota, Metazoa, Platyhelminthes, Cestoda, Diphyllobothriidea, Diphyllobothriidae. The record is from the annotation of a GenBank genome assembly.
CCUCUGAAACGGUCCAUGAGGAUGAAACAUUCGAAAAAGCCACCGUACUGCAGUCAGCUACAGCCUUGGUAAUUCUCCGUGCUACCAGCGUCGGCCUCGAGUUCGCUAACAAACCCUCUUCCCUUCCACGAACCGUACUUGUCAGCAAACUGACGCCGUCAAUCUUGCUGGAGGCGAUCUGCUACGCUAUUUAUCCACCAACGUUUUGCUUUGGUCCACUGGUAUCUUUUAGUGAUUGGUGCCUGUGGAGGAAGAAAACACUUCAGGUAAUUUACAUGCAUCGAGCUGAGCAGACGUUUCUUUAUAUAACAGUUGACAUACCAGCUGUCAUUGAAAUCACACCUGACUUUAUGGGUAGUCUGACGAAGAGGCGACUGUGCGCUCGAUCUCUGGGUUGGCGUGCGGCUCGCUUGAUCCUCUGGUUCUUCGUCUGGGAGGCUACCCUGCACAUUGUCUAUCCGAAUGCCGUACUCUUUCUGGCCACACAACCGGCUGCUGAUGUUCCACCGCCACCACCUCCAGCAUUUGGUUCCUCUCUGUCAGGCCGAUUUCAUGCUAGCCCUUACUUGGAGACAGACCGCGCUGCCCUCGGGGGCGCCGUCUACCUCAUUGGCCUGCAGUUCUUCUUUGCUUACAUGCAGCUCUACGGCUGGCCAGGGCUUCUGUCAGAUGUCCAAGUCUACUUUCUGGCCCGUAGACGCAGCUCGUCGAAAUCGACAGGUUUCGCCUGCCUCGUACCCGAUGGACCACCCUGUCCCACUCAUGUCUUUCUCUUUUCUGAGAUGUGGAGGCAAGUCUUGAGAUUUGAUCGCGGCCUCUACAACUUUCUGAAAUGGUACAUCUAUUUACCCUGGCUUAAACCAAAGGAACCUACUGUUGAAAAGAAAGCAGUGACGCAUGCCAUUCUUUCGCAUCACCCGGUGUCACUUGUUCAGCGGCUACAAGGAGGACUUCUUUGUUUCCUCUUCGUACUUAUUUUUCAUUCCUGUAACUCACAGAACGGUGUGUUCACAAGUUGUUUUCCCCUUACUCUCAAAUAA